This is a messenger RNA of Helobdella robusta, 507 nucleotides long. RefSeq lists its product as hypothetical. The record is from RefSeq and is a predicted model, not a curated record. NCBI's taxonomy places the organism in Eukaryota, Metazoa, Annelida, Clitellata, Rhynchobdellida, Glossiphoniidae. Bases 1 to 507 code for a protein of 168 amino acids. The transcript is spliced from 5 exons.
AUGGCUACACCAACAGCAAAAAAUGUUUACAAGAAUGCCGCCGGUGGCACGUUAACAGGGAAGAAGCUAAAUAUAGAUUGGAAAACUGAAAAACCAAUUGACAAUUUGGUGCUAAAAAAGUUUGCUUCCAAGUUUCCUGACCUUGAGAAGAAGAAAAACAAUGCUGUAAAAGCCAGCGACGAGGAGUAUAGUUCUUUCAGAAUCUGUAUUCCUGAAAUUGAAAUGGUUAAAAUUUUUAAUGCUGAAAUAUGGCCUUUACACGCCAAUGAAUAUGUAGAGCCAGUCAAAAAUCUUGGUGUUUGGAUAGAUCCUGAAUUGAAGAUGAAUAAACAUGUGAAAAAUCGCGCAUUUGAACCACUGAGCCAUCUCGCCGGCCAACAUGUGACAACUUACGUCGUCUACCCAUUUACCAACCUCGAAAGGAUGGACGGCUGGGUUGGCCGGGGAGUCGGCUACCCGAAUAAACCUGCAGAAACUGCAAGAUUCGAACCCGGGUCGUGGGAGUAG